Molecule: messenger RNA, 6024 nt
Organism: Carcharodon carcharias (great white shark)
Lineage: Eukaryota; Metazoa; Chordata; Chondrichthyes; Lamniformes; Lamnidae
Gene: scrib
Product: scribble planar cell polarity protein
Exons: 42
Coding region: 58-5619 (1853 amino acids)
Biological process (GO): neurotransmitter receptor transport postsynaptic membrane to endosome; neurotransmitter receptor transport, endosome to postsynaptic membrane
Cellular component (GO): adherens junction; postsynaptic membrane; postsynaptic density
Molecular function (GO): protein binding
Source: RefSeq, a predicted model, not a curated record
CCCCAGGCCGCACUGUGAGUGGCCCGGCCUGGCCUCGGCCUCCCUCACGCCCCGGAGAUGCUGAAGUGUAUCCCGCUGUGGCGGUGUAACCGGCACAUUGAGUCGGUGGACCGGAGCCACUGCUCCCUGAGCGGAGUCCCCGAUGAGAUUUAUCGCUACAGCCGCAGCCUGGAGGAGCUGCUCCUGGACUCGAACCAACUGAGGGAGCUGCCCAAGCCUUUCUUCAGAUUGUUAAACUUGCGGAAACUGGGACUUAGUGAUAAUGAGAUCCAGAGGCUGCCUCCAGAGGUUGCUAACUUCAUGCAGCUUGUCGAGCUCGACAUCUCUCGCAAUGAUAUCCCAGAGAUUCCUGAAAGUAUUAAAUUCUGCAAGUCUUUGGAAAUAGCUGAUUUCAGUGGGAACCCCCUUUCCAGGCUGCCUGAUGGAUUCACACAGUUACGGAUCCUCGCACACCUCUCUCUGAACGACGUCUCCCUGCAGUCUCUGCCGAACGAUAUUGGGAACUUAGCAAACCUGGUAACACUGGAACUUCGAGAAAACCUGUUGAAGACACUGCCAACAUCCCUAUCUUUCCUGGUGAAGCUGGAGGAGUUGGAUCUUGGCAGCAAUGAACUGGAAGUGCUGCCGGACACUUUAGGAGCUCUGCCAAAUCUGCGGGAACUCUGGUUGGAUAGGAACCAGCUCACUGCACUGCCACCGGAAUUGGGAAACCUGAGACGCCUGGUCUGCCUGGACGUUUCGGAAAAUAAACUGGAGAGGCUCCCCAAUGAAAUUAGUGGACUGGUAGCACUGACUGACCUGCUGCUCUCCCAGAACCCACUGGAGUCUAUACCAGAUGGCAUUGGCCAGUUGAAGCAGUUGUCCAUUCUGAAGGUGGAUCAGAACCGGUUAACACAGUUAACGGAGGCAGUAGGGGAGUGUACACAUCUGACAGAGUUGAUCCUCACUGAGAACCUGCUGAUGGCACUCCCCAAAUCUAUUGGAAAACUGAAGAAACUAACAAACCUGAAUGUGGAUCGGAACCGACUCAUGGCUUUUCCAGCUGAAUUGGGAGGCUGUGUGAGUUUAAAUGUGCUGAGUCUCCGUGACAACCGGCUAACAUACCUCCCUCCUGAACUUGCAAAGGCAUCUGAGAUUCACGUACUGGAUGUGGCUGGAAACAGGUUGAUGAACCUGCCUUUUGCCCUCACCAACCUGAACCUGAAGGCCCUGUGGCUGGCUGAGAACCAGUCUCAGCCAAUGCUGAAAUUUCAAACUGAGGACGACGAGAAAACUGGUGAGAAGGUGCUGACCUGCUACCUCCUACCACAGCAACCGUCACCAAGUCUGGAAAAUCUCUUGAAUGACAGCUUGGAUGAAGCAUGGACAGAGCCCAACCUGAACCGAGUCAGUGUGAUCCAGUUCCAGGAAGAACCGAAUGAUGAUGAGGAGAAUGAAGAGGAAGCAGAGAGGCGGGGCCGGUUACAGCGCAGAGCAACACCACACCCCAGUGAGCUGAAGGUGAUGAAACAGGCCAUUGAGGAACGGAGGGGAGAAGCACUCACCAUGAAAGCCCACGACCAACCCUCAUCGCCUGACUCACCAGAGCCACAGGAAAAGAGGCUGAGUGCGUUAUCGAACCAAAGCCAGGAGUCCCAUAUGUCCAAUGGUGGGAUCUCUCUGGGCGAGGAGGAACCUGAAUUGGAAAUGGACACUCCAGCAGAUGAAGAGAUCCCAGUGGAACAGAGCAGUGACAUGUUAGAAAAGAACGAGGAGCAAGAUGAUGAAGACGGAUACUUUGAGCCAAUGGUGCGUUUCACUGAAGACACUGUGAUACGGGGUGAGGAGGAAGGAGCUUGCGAAGGUGAUUUCAUCCCUGAGAAGCAGCGGCUGAUCCGGAAGGACACCCCUCACUACAAGAAGCAGUUUAAGAUCAACAAACUACCCAAACCCGAGGCGGUGCUGGCCAUGCUCCAGGGUUUACCCAGCGCUGAGCUGCAGGAGGAAGGUGACCAGGCCUUCAAGUCCAGCUGCUGCCUGGAUGGAGACGUGACCCAGCUGGAUGAUGGUCAGGAGGUUAGAGACGAAAGGCUCUCCCAGCCUCCGGUUAAGGGGGUCUCCUUUGAUCAAGUCAAUAAUCUGCUGAUCGAGCCUGCUCGAAUUGAGGAGGAAGAGCUAACACUAAUAAUACACCGUCAAACUGGUGGUCUGGGCAUCAGUAUCGCUGGAGGAAAAGGCUCCACCCCAUACAAGGGGGAGGAUGAGGGAAUCUUUAUCUCUCGGGUUUCUGAAGAGGGUCCAGCAGCUCAGGCCGGUGUGCGAGUUGGUGAUAAGCUGCUGGAGGUAAAUGGUGUGUGUCUGCAAGAUGCUGAGCACCACAGAGCAGUCGAGGCAUUGCGCAGUUCAGGGGGUUCAGUAACUAUGUCAAUCCUGCGGGAGAGGAUGGUCGAGCCGGAGAAUGCCAUCACCAUGACCCCACUGCGCCCCGAAGAUGACUAUGCUCCAAGAGACCGACGCACUGGCCUGAGGUUCCUUGAGCAACCCGACAAUGGGGCCACACGGCUGCAGUUUUCCACCUCGUUGGCACGUAAUGAGAAGGGGCUGGGAUUCAGCAUCGCUGGGGGGAAAGGAUCAACGCCGUACAAAGCUGGAGACACGGCGAUCUUCAUCUCCCGUUUAGCAGAAGGCGGAUCUGCACACAGGGAUGGGAUCCUGCGAGUGGGAGACCGGGUGAUCUCGAUCAAUGGUGUAGAGAUGGCAGAGGCCAGGCAUGAUCAGGCAGUAGCGCUUCUUACGGGCACAGCACCCACCAUCACCAUGGUAGUAGAACGCGAGAUGUCAGAAUUAGACAAGUCUGCAGAUGGUGUGAUCACAGGAGAUGGCUCCCCAACUCUACACCGAGCAAGGUCGUACUCCCCACCCCCACCGGGCCAGACACACACUGAGGAUUACCAGGACACCAUGAUUGAGGAGACUGUGGCUCAACCCAACCUACCGUCUGUCAAUUUCAGCACCGAAGACGAAUACCCAGUGGAGGAGAUCAUGCUGCUGAAGACAGGAGGACCCCUGGGGCUCAGCAUCGUCGGAGGAAGUGACCAUGCCAGCCAUCCCUUUGGGAUCCAUGAGCCGGGGGUCUUCAUCUCCAAGGUUAUACGGGAUGGGCUGGCAGCUCGCACUGGGCUGCGGGUUGGAGAUCGUAUUUUGGAAGUCAAUGGCAUUGAUCUUCGCCACGCGACACAUCAAGAGGCAGUGAUGGCCCUGCUGUCCAACCAGCAGGAGAUCCGGUUGCUGGUGCGCAGGGAUCCCCCUCCCCCAGGAAUGCAGGAGAUCCGGAUUGAGAAGCUGCCGGGGGAGAAGUUGGGGAUCAGUAUCCGUGGGGGAGCCAAAGGCCACCCUGGAAAUCCACUCGAUUCGACAGAUGAAGGGAUAUUUAUUUCAAAGGUGAGUUCUAGUGGAGCAGCAGCAAGGGAUGGCAGACUGCAUGUCGGCCUGAGAAUCCUGGAAGUCAACAACCACAGCCUGCUGGGAAUGACGCACACAGAAGCAGUACGCAUCCUGCGAGGGAUUGGAGACACGUUAACAAUGCUGGUCUGUGAUGGAUUUGACCCGAGGGCAGCUUCAGCCAUAGCCAUAGAGGCUUCUCCAGGUAUCAUUGUUAACCCUUUCGCUGCUGGGUUGGGUAGAAAGAACAGUAUGGAGAGUAUCUCAUCCAUCGAUCGAGAUAUGAGCCCUGAAGAGCUGGAAAUCUUGCAGAAGGAAAUUGAGAUGGUUCGUGAGUCGUCACUGUGGGAGCAAGAGCAACUGGAGAAAGUGGAGAGAAUGCGUAGGGAACAAGAGGAGGCCACACGACGGUUGGAGGAGGAAGCAGAGAAUUUCAGCACAGAACCAUUGAAAAUGGAUUACAGGACACUGGCUGCUUUACCCAGCAGUGGCAUACAGAGGGUCAAUCGGGGGUUUGCUGGAUUGGCAACGAUGGAGGGUCAGUGCAGACACCUUGCGCGGAUUGAGCAGGAGACGGGUUCGGAGCAGGAGGCGGCCCCCUGGGGGAGAUCAGGGGCUGUGUCUUUGAGGGAGGCUGCCCACGGCAUUAAUAAGCAGCAAGCUGCAGAACCUGACCACAGGCACCUUGUGACGGAAGAGAGAUGCGGGCAUGUGCUGCUUCCCGAACCCAUCCAGCGGGCACAGGAGCAGGACCCGGAGAUUCUGAUUGAGGUGCAGCCCAUUCCCUUCCACCAAAACCCAUUUGUGGUGGCAAACAGGAAGGGCCGGGGGAAGUCCAGGGAUUCCCCGACAGCAGGAGCGUCUCCACGUGGCUCACGAGGCUACACGGGCCACAGUGUCCAGGGCAGUUCCAGUGAACCUCCUGUUCCCAGUAACAGUGACUCACGAGAGUUCUGCAACUCGCCUACAUCCCAGCCGACCAAGCCUGGAGUCAUUCAGCCAUUAUCCAGGGUCAGGCAUAUUGUGGCUCCAGUACCUACAGAGGACAGAAACAGUCCAAACCCAUUCCAGAAAGUUGAGGAGCAAGCAGUGCCACUGAACAUGGAUCUCUUCACCCAGAGAAACAUUAAACCCAAACCAUCUAAUGAGGUGCCAUCACCCAGUGGAUUGGACAGCCCCGAGCAGAGGUCAUUCCGUGACAGACAGAAAUACUUUGAGAUUGAUGUGAAACAGCAGGUAGCAGAGAAACCCAAGAGAGUGUCACUGGUUGCAGAGGAUGAUCUGAGAAAAAUGAAGGAAGAGGAAGAGCGGAAAAUGAGGCACAGACCUCAGGAUGUGAUGCUGGAUGAAGAGGAGGAAGAUGAAGAUGAAGACAAGCGUAUCUCUGAUAUAAGCAGUCAGGGCACUGUCGUGAUCGAAGGGGUAGAAUACAAAAUUGAGCGGGUGGAAAGAAAGAGUGGAGAAUCCCCAAGCACUGGAGGCUGCCGAGUGGAUGUUCGGGGAGAACAGCGAACAGUGGCAAGGGACAGAAUAGCAAGUGAAGAACAGCAUCCAAAUUCAAUGACCGGGUUGUCUCCAGCAUAUCCGGAGCCUGCGGCUCCCAUUCGGACUGCAAAGGCAGAACGGCGGUAUCAGGAGAGGCUGCGGGUGCAGAGUCCAGACCUGCCUGUGGGGCGGGAUAAGGAGAUGUCUCCUGCAGAACGUCGGGCACUGGAAGCUGAGAAACGGGCCAUGUGGAGGGCAGCAAGGAUGAAGUCUCUUGAACAAGAUGCACUGAAAGCACAAAUGGUGAUCGCCAAAUCAAAGGAGCCGAAGAAACGCAGUCCCCUGGAUCAGCUUUCAGAGUCGCCAUCUCCUGCAGCGACCCCUUCGCCCACACCGCUGGAUGACCAGAGCCCUCGCAGUGUCACAUCCCCCGGAAGGCUGUCCUGGUCAGAAAAGAAGUUUGAUUACCGACAGUUUGCAGCUAUCCCAUCUUCUAAACCAGUUUACGAUAUUCAGUCUCCAGACUUCAUGGAUGACCUCAUGUACAUGGAUGAUGGCAGCACUUCAGUCGCCCGGCUUGGUGAGGACAGCGAGGAGAUGGGAGACAACCGUCGGUUGCCAACACUGACCACUCUGGGCAAUUCUGCCGCAUACAGCCACAAGCGUUCAUUGCAGCCUCAUCUGCGGAGUGCAGAGACCACGGUGCCCACGUGAGAAAAGCGCUGGCAAAGGACCCAUCGCCCUCCCAGCACCGAGUGCCCUCACUCGCACUUCACAUCUUACAGACUCUGUGUUCUUUUCUGUUUUUAGGUGGAUUGGAUUUUAAUUUCUGGCAGAGACUAAUCCUGUAGGAUUUUAUACGGUUUUUAAUGAGAAAGUGGGGUGGGGUUGGGGAGGGGGUUCGAGGCCCAAAGCUGCCUCUUGUAGUUUGAUACUGGGCUGCAGAUCUCCCCCAUUGCCUUGCCAGCAGGAUGUGGGGCUGUGUGUGGAACUGCAGUCUGAUCCUAGUGCUUCAUAGUGGUGGCAGAUUGUGCAUCUUGGAGUGUAGUUAAUAAACUGGCUGGAACAAAAGCAUGCAUGGGCAAGGGGAUAGGGCCAGGCUCCCAGCUGGAACCUCGC